ACCGUCCAAGAUGGCUGCCCCGACAGAUGCCGGCCGGGUCCAGGGCGCCGGGGAAGGGCCGGCGGCUCCGGCCGGGGACCUGCGCAGCGUCCUGGUCACGAGCGUCCUGAGCCUGGAGCGGCUGGACGCGGACCUCUUCCGCGGGAGGCACUACUGGGUGCCCGUCACACAGCGACUCUUUGGCGGGCAGAUAGUGGGCCAGGCCUUGGUGGCAGCAGCAAAGGCCGUGAGUGAAGACGUCCAAGUCCAUUCUUUGCAUUGCUACUUUGUGAGAGCAGGGGACCCCACGGUGCCGGUGCUGUACCAGGUGGAGCGCACCCGCACUGGGAGGAGCUUCUCAGUGCGGUCAGUCAAGGCCAUCCAGCAUGGGAAACCCAUCCUCAUCUGCCAGGCCUCCUUCCAGCAGGCUCAGGCAAGCCCUGUGCAACACCAGUUCCACAUGCCCGACGUGCCCCUCCCAGAGGAGCUGCUGACCCAAGAGGAGCUCAUCCAGAAGUACCUACGGGAUCCAAACCUGCUGGAGAGGUACAAAAAGGGCCUCAGCAAGAUGCUGGCGCAGGAAGUUCCGAUCGAGAUAAAGCCGGUCAACCCGCCUGACUUCUUCCAUCGGAACCCGCAGGAGCCCAAGCAGCUCUUCUGGGUGCGGGCCAGAGGCCACAUAGGUGAAUGCGACAUGAAGCUGCACUGCUGUGUGGCUGCCUACAUCUCUGACUUCGCUUUCCUGCGGACGGCCCUGCUGCCACACCAGCACUACAGAGUCAGCUUCAUGGUCUCCCUCGAUCACUCCAUGUGGUUCCACGCACCCUUCCGAGCUGAUCACUGGAUGCUCUACGAGUGCGAGAGCCCCUGGGCCGGCGGGUGCCGGGGGCUGGUGCACGGCCGGCUGUGGCGCAGGGACGGUGUGUUGGCCGUCAGCUGUGCCCAGGAAGGAGUCAUCAGAGUGCAGGAGCCUCUCGCCGAAAGCAAGCUGUAGCCAGUGCUUCCUCCUGCCCUGCCACAGUGCCUGCUGGGAGGCCUCAGCCCUCAUGAACUUGGGCCAAGACCUCCAUGCCUCACCCUGGCCGGAAGCCGCCAUUGAGCCAGCUGGAGACAGGCAGGGUGGACGGACGGACGCGCACAGAGACGUGCAGACGGAAGCACUUGUAGCUUUGCUUUUAUUGGGCGUAGGAGUUACAGACUGGCCCUGGGCUUUCCUUAUUGCUAAUAAAGUGACUGUGGUCCCCACAAA
Elgaria multicarinata webbii is the source of this 1228-nucleotide messenger RNA. RefSeq names its product acyl-CoA thioesterase 8 (gene ACOT8). Gene Ontology annotation, molecular function: fatty acyl-CoA hydrolase activity. The coding region runs from base 11 to 973 and encodes 320 amino acids. The record is from RefSeq and is a predicted model, not a curated record. The transcript is spliced from 6 exons. Lineage: Eukaryota; Metazoa; Chordata; Lepidosauria; Squamata; Anguidae. Gene Ontology annotation, biological process: acyl-CoA metabolic process; fatty acid catabolic process. Gene Ontology annotation, cellular component: peroxisomal matrix.